AUGCCACGCCCCCCUCGCUGCGGAGUUGUUGCACAAAAGCACACUUUGCCCCGCAAAUAGACUUCUUAGGAGGAAGGAGAACACACGCCAAACAGGUGACGAGGACUGGGCAUAAGAGACGCUUUCAAGAUGCUGCCCAAAGACCUGAAGCAGAUCCGAGUACUAAUACUGAAUGACAAAGAUGAUUUAUCCAGGACCCUGUUCAGACUUGAUCAAGGUUUUGAGCUCCAGUUCCGUCUCGGUCCGAGUCUCCAAGGACGGAAAGUUACGGUGAAAACCAACUACCCACCGGAAGGAAAGCGGUUUGAACGGAACACUUUCCGUGUUUUGUCCUGGAACGUGUCGUCAGGACGGGAGGACGAUUCUGAUAAGUUCUGCUCUCUGGAUGUCAAAGUGGCCGGUUCUUAUCAGUACUACUUUGGGUUUGGUGACGCAGAAAAGUCGGGAGGAGGCUACAUCGUGAUCAACCCUCUCCUUCACGUGGGACCAGACAACCAUGUCCUUCCUUUGGACUGCGUCACCAUUCAGACAUAUUUGUCCAAGUGUUUGGGGGACUUGGACGACUGGCCAGCCAGACUGAGAGUUGCAAAGGAAUCAGGGUACAACAUGAUCCACUUCACACCUUUGCAGACUCUUGGAGUCUCCAGGUCAUGCUACUCGCUAGCGGACCAGCUCGCCUUCAGCCCUGAGUUCAGCGCAAAGGGUCAAAAUUAUAGCUGGGCAGAUGUGGGCGGCCUUGUGGAAAAGCUGAGGAGGGAAUGGAACAUGCUGUGUAUUACUGACGUGGUGUACAACCAUACAGCUGCAAAUAGCCAGUGGAUCAGCGAGCAUCCAGAAUGUGGCUACAACCUGGUCAACUCCCCCCACCUGCGCCCGGCCUGGGUCUUGGACCGGGCCAUCUGGCAUUUAACCACCGGGAUAGUGGACGGAAAGUACAGCGGCCUUUCUGUCGACGUCACCAAUGAAAGCCAUCUGAAUGCCAUCCGGAGUUUGCUGUGGAAUGAUGUGUAUCCUCAGAUCAAACUUUGGGAGUUCUACCAGGUCCAAGUGGACAGUGUUGUGGACCAGUUCAGAACUCUCCUACAGAAUGGUGUGAAACCGGACAAUAAGACCGGGGAGAGAAAAGGUCUUCACAUCGUCCAGGACGUUCAUUACCGACGUUACGGCAGCACAGUCCACAUGGAUUCCGCCCUGGAAGCGUUUGUGCCUCGCAGCUCCUCCCCUCGGGACGUAGAGGAGUGCUGCGGUUUGCUUCGAGAGAAACUGCAGCAGCUCAACGAGGAACAGCAGCACAUUGUGCAUCAGCAUCUUGAGCAGGCGGCCAACUGCAUUGUGGGGAAUAUCACGUACGAGCGUCUUGCUGAACAUGGACCCAAGUUAGGCCCAAUUAGCAAGAGGGACCCUCUCGUUACCAGGUAUUUCACCUUCCCAUACCAGGACAUGACUUUGGAAGAGGAAAUGCAGCUGCUGGACCAGCCAGAGAAGACGUGUAACUUCCUGGCUCACAACGGCUGGGUGAUGGGGGAUGAUCCACUGCGGAAUUUCGCUGAGCCAGGGUCGAACGUCUACAUCCGCCGGGAGUUGAUAUGCUGGGGCGACAGUGUCAAACUCCGCUAUGGCAAGGGGCCGGAGGAUUGCCCUUUCCUGUGGGCUCACAUGAGGAAAUACACUGAAAUAACGGCCAAACACUUUCAUGGAGUCAGGCUGGACAACUGCCACUCGACACCGUUGCAUGUCGCAGAGGCCAUGCUUGAUGCAGCCAGACUGGUCAGACCCAAUUUGUACUUGAUCGCUGAACUGUUUACAGGCAGCGAGCUCAUUGACAAUGUGUUUGUGAACCGGCUGGGAAUUAGCAGCCUUAUAAGAGAGGCCAUGUCAGCUGGGGACUGCCAUGAAGAAGGAAGAUUGGUCUAUCGUUACGGUGGGGAACCGGUCGGAGCUUUUGUCCAGCCCAGUCUCCGUCCGCUGAUGCCCUGCAUUGCCCAUGCCAUGUUCCUUGAUGUCACCCAUGACAACGAGUGUCCCAUACAGCUGCGUUCACCACUGGACUCGCUGCCCAGUUCUGCAGUCGUCUCCAUGGCCUGCUGUGCGACUGGCUCUACUCGAGGAUAUGAUGAAUUAGUGCCGCAUCAGAUUUCUGUUGUGAAGGAGGAGCGUUUCUACCCCAAGUGGAACCCUUCGGCUUCCCCUGCCUCGGCCGGCGAGGUUGGACCUCAGUCUGGCAUCAUUGCAGGGAAACGGGCUCUCAAUAAAUUGCACCAGGAACUGGCUGCCCAGGGCUUCAUACAGGUCUAUGUAGACCAGGUUGAUGCAGAUAUUGUUGCAAUCACUCGUCACUGUCCCAGCACCCAUCAGUCCGUGGUGACGGUUUGUAGGACGGCUUUCAAGAACCCGAAAACACACCAAUACAGCGCUGAUGUACCGCCGAUGUUUAUUCCUGGGACAAUUGAGGAGGUGGUUUUGGAGGCAAGGACAGUGGACAGACAUGGUGGCAGCUAUGAGAAGGACGACAACUACAUCAACGGCAUGCCGGAAUACACCGUACAGAUCAAAGAGCACAUCGCAUUACAGGAGAGCACAGUGGUGAAACAAGCUGAGGUGACAUCUAAAGGUCGAUCGGAGUUCGUACAGGAAAUCACCUUUCAGAAAUUGACACCAGGAAGUGUUAUUGCCUUCAGGGUUAGUCUGGACCCCAAAGCCCAGAAAUUGGUUGGGGCAAUCCGAUACAUUCUGUCCCAAUUCAGCCUGAAGUACAGAAAAGGAAGUAUAGCAGAUGAAAACCCACCGGAGGUCCUGAAGAUGCCUUUGGCACAGCUGAUGUCCAAGCUGUCGCUGGCAGACAUGAAUGUCCUGCUCUUCCGUUGCGACGCAGAGGAACAAGAGGAUGGCGGAGGCUGUUACGACAUCCCAGGAUGGAUGGCGUUCAAAUACGCGGGUCUCCAAGGACUGAUGUCUGUGCUCGCUGAUAUCCGUGCCAACAAUGACCUGGGCCAUCCUGUUUGUGCCAACCUGAGACAGGGGGACUGGAUGAUCGACUAUGUCUCCAAUAGACUCACACGGCGGGAAGGACCUCUGGCACAGGUUGGCCAGUGGCUGGCCGCCAUGUUUGCUUACCUGAAACACAUCCCACGCUAUCUCAUCCCCUCCUACUUUGACGCCAUCCUCGUGUCCACCUUCACCACCGCCCUGGAUGCAACCUACAAACUCAUGCCAAGUUUCAUUCAGAGCGGCUCCAGCUUUGUGCGACACCUGGGUCUGGGCUCCCUUCAGAUGUGCGGGGUCGGACGCUUCCCCGCCCUACCCCCUCUUUCGGUGGACAUCGAGAAUGUUCCGUAUCGCAUCAACCCGGUCACGGGCCAGAAGGAGCAAUGCUGUGUCACUCUGGCUGCAGGUCUCCCUCAUUUCUCCACGGGAAUCUUCCGCUGCUGGGGCCGAGACACUUUCAUCUCUCUCCGAGGACUGAUGCUGCUCACCGGGAGACACGCGGAAGCCCGGAACAUCAUUUUGGCAUUCGCAGGGACGUUACGUCACGGUUUGAUUCCGAACCUUUUAGGCGAAGGCCGCUGUGCCAGAUACAACUGCCGUGAUGCUGUGUGGUGGUGGCUCCAGUGCCUCCAGGAUUACGUGAGCCACGUCCCCGAAGGACAGCGCAUUCUCCAGUGUCCUGUCACGCGCAUGUACCCGACUGACGACAGCGAGCCCUGUAAACCGGGAGAAGUGGAGCAGCCUCUGUAUGAUGUGGUUCAAGAGAUCCUGCAGCGCCACCUCCAAGGGAUUUCUUUCAGAGAGCGAAAUGCUGGCCCCAAGAUAGAUAUGAACAUGAGAGAUGAAGGCUUCAAUGUGGCCAUCAACGUGGAUCCAGAAACAGGCUUUGCCCACGGAGGAAACCGCUUUAACUGUGGCACGUGGAUGGACAAGAUGGGGGAGAGUGAGCGGGCAAGAAACAAAGGCAUACCUGCUUCUCCCAGGGACGGAGCAGCUGUGGAGAUAAUCGGUCUGAGCAAAUCAACCGUCCGCUGGAUUGUGGAGCUUGGUGCCAAAGGACUGUUUCCUUAUGAUGGAGCUAAAGUACACAGAAAUGGCAAAGAGGUGUUCAUUGCGUACGCCCAGUGGAACGAGCAAAUCCAGCAGUCCUUUGAGCCAUGUUUCUGGGUGUCUGGGGAGCCCAUGGACCCCAAUGAAAAACGUCCGGACCUGGUGCACAAGAAGGGUAUCUAUAAAGAUAGCGUUGGCGCAUCCAGCCCAUGGUGUGACUACCAGCUGAGACCCAACUUCACCAUCGCCAUGGUCGUGGCACCGGAACUUUUCACCGUGGAUCGAGCCUGGAAGGCACUUGAAAUGGCUGAGAAGAAACUACUCGGACCGCUUGGAAUGAAAACCUUAGACCCUGAUGAUAUGGUCUACUGUGGCGUGUAUGAUAAUCCCUUGGACAAUGACAACUACAAUGUGGCAAAAGGCUUCAACUACCAUCAAGGACCAGAGUGGCUAUGGCCUGUCGGAUACUUUUUACGGGCCAAACUCUACUUCGCCAGGAAGCAAGGUGAAGAGACGUACGCCAAGACGGCCACCUUGGUCAAAAAUGUUCUGUCACGUCUUUAUACUCACCUUGAGAGGUCACCGUGGAAAGGUCUGCCAGAGCUGACCAACGAGAACGGCCAGCACUGCCCAUUUAGCUGCGAGACCCAGGCGUGGUCUUUGGCUUGUGUGCUGGAAGUACUGUACGACUUCUAGGAAACGUCGACACGGCCCCUCCCCCGUGCCCCCGCUCGUUAUUGUGUAGAUCAAUGUAGCGCUUUUCAGUGGUGCAUGUUGACGUCAAAAGGCGAACCGAUGCUACGCUAGAGUCCAUUUAACUGUUGUUCAGGACAUUUUAAUUCA
This is a messenger RNA of Nerophis lumbriciformis (worm pipefish), 4878 nucleotides long. It is a transcript of the gene agla, whose product is annotated as amylo-alpha-1, 6-glucosidase, 4-alpha-glucanotransferase a. The record is from RefSeq and is a predicted model, not a curated record. NCBI's taxonomy places the organism in Eukaryota, Metazoa, Chordata, Actinopteri, Syngnathiformes, Syngnathidae. Gene Ontology annotation, molecular function: 4-alpha-glucanotransferase activity; amylo-alpha-1,6-glucosidase activity. Gene Ontology annotation, biological process: glycogen catabolic process; glycogen biosynthetic process.